GAGGAGGGGGCGGGGUUACAUUUUUGUUUGGAGGGAGGAGAUGGGAGCGCACAGGAUGAAUCAACUAGGAUGCAAAACCCAAGCAGGACAACGAAACCACGAAUAACUGCUCGAAUUUCCGCCCCGGCAGCUAUCCUACCUAGUGGGAUAGAGCAUCUUCCUAACAGCCAAUCGGCGUGCACGGGAUGAGGCAAACAGCGCGCGCUACAAAGCGCCGCUGUUUUUAAAGCCCAAUCGCAAGGGUGGGGUCACAUUUAUGCGGGCGCGAAUGCGCAUUUCUCGCCCGAGGAGGAUGAGGAGGAGGAGGACGACGACGACGACGACGAGGAGGAGGAAGGAGGAUGAGGAGCACGGGGGGGUGGUUCGGAUCGGACCGGAUGCUCGCGGAAUCCACAGUGCCCGUCAUCGAGAAAUUACAGCGCAAGCACACGGGAACCUGCAACUACUGCUAAUCACGAGCUGGGUUGAGGACUCUUACGUUUCCCGCGGACCACGGGGAUGAGGAGGAGGACAGGCGAUAAUCCAGAACCCCGCGGCAAUUUUCGGUGUCGGGCGAUCCACGACGCCCACUCGUCGUACUGAUCGGCCUUCACGAGCUCAUCGAGGGCCUCUGCAGCGGCCGUCCGCUCGAUGAUCUCGAGCGACAGCCUGAGCCCGUCCCGCAAUCGGUCCGCGGGGCCCUCGACGAUCAGCUUCCUGACCGAGUCCCGGUCGCGCUUCCGAUGGGGGCCGUCGGCCAGCACCCCGCCUGCCAGAUCGCGUCCUGGUCGGCCUUGCACAGAGUGCCGGCGCGCACCGCGACGGGGCCCAGGCGGCACGUCGCCGCCAUCCCCGCUGCACUGCUCGGGCCAGGCGGGGGAGGAGGCGGGGGCGGAGGAGGAGGCGGAGGAGGACCUUCCCCAGGGGUAUAGUUUUUUCCCCACAUCCUGAGUGGGGUUCUUGU
Molecule: messenger RNA, 943 nt
Organism: Prorocentrum cordatum
Lineage: Eukaryota; Dinophyceae; Prorocentrales; Prorocentraceae
Source: the annotation of a GenBank genome assembly